GCACAUAUCCAUGCUCUUAGCUAUGACCCACGACCCCGCGACGUCGGAAAACACCAAUCAUCAAUAAAAAAAAUCUAUAAAUUAUACAUUAUGUAGCUGGGAGUUGCUUUGUUCGUGCAUCAUGAUGAUUGUAUAUACCGAUAUCUAAUUCUUCUGCUGUGUACGGUCUUCAUCGGAAUUCACCGGCAAAAACAUUGCAAUUUUCGAAGAAGAGAUCGUGCAAGACUGCAAUUUUUUCUCUGUGCGAGUCUGCCCAGUCAGAAUGACAACGGAACAAGUUUCAACUGCUUCUGUUGCUAUCGAGCAGAAACUUCAAGAAGAUGUUUUCCAACAAGAAAUUGGCCAAGGCAAGACUCAAGACGAGGUAUUAAAUGAAAUAGAUUCUGAUGUGAAUACCAGUUCUCAAGCAGAAACAGAAGAUAUGGCUCAUCAUAGCAAGAAUCCUGUUGAGCUUUCCAUGGAAGAAGAUUCAGCAGCACUCUCAAAUUCAGAAGAGCAGCCAGUGUUACUGGCCACAACAGAAGUGAUAGGUCAUAGCCAGAAUCAUGGAGAGAUUUCUUCAGGGGAAGAUUCAUUACUCACAAAUUCAGAAGAGCUACCUUCAUCACAGACUACACCAGCAGAAAUUUGCAAUAUUGAGCCACUUGGUAAGAUAUCUGGAGAAGAAGCUUCAACACAUGAAAUUUCAGAAGAACAACUCACACCAAAAGAAUCAGCCAAGGGCAACUCAGCUGUCGCAAUGGAAGCAGCAUCUAGAUCUCCAAGUCAUGAAGAAUGUAGUGAGGAAUCCAGAGAACAGUUGGACUCGGCUAUCACGAUGGAAGCAGCAUCUAGCUCUCCAAGUCAUGAAGAAUGCAGUGAGGAAACCAUAGAACAAUUGCAUUCUGAAAUGGAUGCAACUAGUUCUGACCAGGAUGAGAAAGUAACAAUUAUGAAUAGUCACUUGAGAAUAAAACUCAGAGACAGAUCUCCAGCUUGCCCAACAGUGGACGAGAACCUGCAGGGGAAGCCGCCACCCCGUGGACGUGGACGGCCUCCCGGAAGGGGACGUUCCCCUGGCGGGGGACGUCCCCGAGGACGGCCUCCGGGAACUGGGCGUCCCAGAGGACGCCCUCGCAAGCCGGUGGAAGAAAACGAGAACCUUCAAUGUAGUGUGUGCGAGAAGGAUUUUUCCAAUAGACAUAAUCUGAGGAAUCACAUGAGGAUUCAUAUCAUGGAUAAACCCCUGCAGUGCUCAGUGUGCGGGAAAGGUUUCUGCUUCAAGUCAGACUUUGAGCGUCAUAUGAGAAUCCACAGCGGGGAAAAGCCGCACCGGUGUGAAGAGUGUGGGAAGGAAUUUACCCAAAGAAGCCACCUGUCGGAUCAUAUGCGGAUUCACACGGGGGUUAAGGAGCAUCAGUGCCCCGUCUGCAAGCAGUUCUACGCUCGGAAAACCCACCUCAAGACUCACAUGCGGAUCCACACUGGCGAGAAGCCAUACGCGUGCACUCUUUGCGAAAAGGCAUAUUCCCGAAGGAACGAUCUCAAGAAGCACAUGCGCUCCCACACGGGAGAGAAAGCCCCCCACGUGUGCUCCGUGUGUGAGAAGGGGUUCUCACACAAGAGCCAUCUGGCUCACCAUAUGAAAUGCCACACCGGAUCCGAACCGUUCCGUUGCUCCGUCUGCAACAAGGGUUUCCUAUUCAGAUCUGAUCUGAUAAGACAUGAGAGGAUCCACAGCGGGGAGAAACCACACAGCUGCGAGAUAUGUGGCAAGGUUUUUGGCCAGCGAUGUCAUCUAACUGAUCAUAUGCGCACCCACACCGGCGAAAGACCACAUAGAUGCAUGUUGUGCGGUAAGGGGUUUUUCCGUAAAAAUCAGCUUACGGCACAUAUGAAACAUCACGCGGGUGAAAUGCUACCUGUAAACUGUGCUCUCUGUGGUAAGGAAGUCCCCAUUGAGAAUAUAGAACACAUACCAGAAUAUUGCGUUGACUGUUGUAAAAAACUCCUCUCGCAGGGUGAUGCCACGCAGGGGGUCAGAGCGCAAGAAGGCCCACUCCCAUUCAGCUGCCUCGAGUGUGACAAGAAGUUUUUAUUGCAUUCCCAACUUAUGGAACAUAUGAAUUCGCACACAGACAUGAAACCGUUCCAUUGUCCAGACUGUGAUCACCAGUUUGAUAAGGCAUCGGAUUUUAUAGAUCAUAUGGAAUUGCAUGACAGUGGAAAGUCGUUCCAGUGUCUAGACUGCUCUCAGAAAUUUCCUCUGCGUUCCGAACUCAUGAGCCACAGGCAAACACACAAAAAAGAUAAGUUGUUCAAUUGUUCUAAGUGCAUGGAAAAGUUUCACACAGACUCCGAUCUGACCACCCAUAAGAAGUCGCAUCAGGAUGAAACGCCUUUCCCACCUACCCAAUGCAACGAGAAACUUGAUGUAGAAGCUGAUCUUCGGAUGCACGACAAGUCACAACUGAAAGAAAAGCCGUUCCAUUGCUCAGAGUGCAAUAAGCAAUUCAAAGUAGAGUCCGACCUUCAUGUCCAUGAGAAAUCCCACCUCAAGGAAAAUCUGUUCAAUUGCCCCGAGUGUGAUAUGAAGUUUCCCGUACAGGAGAACCUCAUGGUUCAUAUGAAAAUGCACAAAGGUGAAAAGCCUUUCCAUUGUCUCGAGUGCAACCAGAAAUUCCUCUUGCAGCGUGAUCUGUUGGACCAUGUGAAAACUCAUCCAGGAGAGACCUCAUAUUAUUGCUUAGAAUGCGAUAAGGGGUUCGGUACGGAAUGGGAUCUGAUGAGCCAUGUCAGUAUACACACUGGAGAAAACUAGUGAACAAUUUUCCCUACUGCUUGUAUAUUCUACAGUAGAAUGCAGUAAUGCUGCAUAUUGCAUAGGUUAUAUCGAUUCGAAUCAGUGAUAGGUCAAUACGCCAUGAUCAUAGCUGCAAGGAUCGCAUUUGUUAUAUUCUAGGUUUUGAAGUCACCUCAGUGAAUAUAACUGCAUUGUAUUGUUAAUUGUGGCCGUAUAUUCACUGAGGUGACGUCGCUCAUUGCUUAUAAGCCAACUUUGCCAAGUAAUCAGGUACUUCACUUGAUAUAAUCCCUUGUGUGUAUAUGUAGAUUGCAUGAACCAUGUGCUAGUUGUGUUUUUCUAUUAUUCCAUAGACUGAUCAGAGCUGCAUGCGAGUUUACCAUAAAGUCAUUGCAGGCUCUGAUGGCGAUUCAACUUACGCUACAUGUUAUUACCUAUACAAGACAUCUUAGCAGAUAGGUAAAUGUCAUAUUUCACUCACUACUUUCAAUCCGAGACCAACGGGGUAAACAUUUGCCAUGUUGCCCUCCCCAUGCUUUUGCCCAUAGGAAUACUGUACAAAAACAGAGGGCAAUAUUGGCCAUAUUUCUGCUAGUGUGCUUGCACAGUAGGAGCCGAUUUUGGUCCUUAUUUUCAGAAUUUGCGAAAUCUGGUUAGAACCAGUUUGCGAACCAACGCAUUGUAGACUAUCGCCAGUGCAUAUGCAUUCCAAGCUGAUUAGACCCAAGCGCAAGAUUUUUAGGUGUUAACUGUAUGUGUGCGCCACGCAUGAUGCGCAACUGUACAGUAACUAACUAUCGAGAAUUGCUUAGCAAGGAUUAAUUUGCCAAGUUCUUGCAUAACCUGACAUUAAAAUAAGUGACAGGCAAACAGGCAUAUAAAUUUUUCUGAAUUACAGCUUGAAUUACACAUUAUACAGCUGUGGGUUAUAAUAAUAAUAAUAAUAUUUACUGACUCAUCUUUUGGGAAACAUCAAAUAUAUUGCCCUUAAAAGAACCAUACUGCCCUUGCCUAAUGGCUCUGGCCAAUAUGAUUUUGUUGUGGGCAACAUAUUUGCUGUUCCCCUCAAGGCCAGUGAAUAUUAUAUAAAUAUAACAGAUCUUGCCUUGUCUAUCUGUUUAUUAAAUAACAUUUCAACCCCCCUUCGAAGCUACAUUUUCCCCUUACGAGGAUAUUUUCCCUCAUCGUUGUGUUGUUUGGACAAACUUCAGGCAAAGUAUAAUCACUUGGGGAAAUCUAUAACUCCUUCGGGGAAAUGAAAUGUUAUAUUCAUCCAAUAAGUAGGCAAUAUCUGUGUAAAAUUUCACAGGCUCAGGCAGUAUAGGCAUUUCCAGGGUCCCUGACAUAAAGCUUAGCAAUCAAUCAUAGGGCUGACUUAUGAUCUAUAAUUGAUUGCAAUAGUCAUUGUUAAUGAUCAGUUGUAAAGCCAGUCCAAGAUCAAUCACUAUUACCUACUUCUCACAGCAAACAUAUCCCAUAAUUCUGUGCUAUAGAUGAGCUAAAUGGCAAGUUAGCCCUACCUACAGUUUAGUCCACAAUUUUACUCACAAUGUUUUUAUUUUGUAAAGUGGGUUAACCCCACCAAUAGUACAAAAUUAUUUUGGCCCUUCAAAAUAGCAGGGUUAACCAGCCAAUUUCGUAAGAAAAGAAACCAAGCAAGGACGAUGUCCCAUAUUAUGCCGUAGGGGCAACGGAGUCAGUGCUAUUGUCCAAUCGGAGAUGAGCACGGGAUUAGGCAGAAAAUUUGGCAGGUGCAAACAG
Molecule: messenger RNA, 4543 nt
Organism: Lytechinus pictus (painted urchin)
Lineage: Eukaryota; Metazoa; Echinodermata; Echinoidea; Temnopleuroida; Toxopneustidae
Product: zinc finger protein 345-like
Exons: 7
Coding region: 263-2800 (845 amino acids)
Biological process (GO): regulation of transcription by RNA polymerase II
Cellular component (GO): chromosome
Molecular function (GO): chromatin insulator sequence binding
Source: RefSeq, a predicted model, not a curated record